Truncatella angustata is the source of this 270-nucleotide messenger RNA. RefSeq names its product TB2/DP1/HVA22-related protein. The record is from RefSeq and is a predicted model, not a curated record. The annotation marks the transcript as partial. The transcript has a single exon. NCBI's taxonomy places the organism in Eukaryota, Fungi, Ascomycota, Sordariomycetes, Amphisphaeriales, Sporocadaceae.
UAUCCCCUACUUGCCACAUACAAGGCACUAAAAACGUCGAACACGGAGGAACUGAGAGAAUGGUUGAUGUACUGGUCCAUCCUUUCUACAGUGAUGUUCAUCGAGUCGCUUUCACAUUCCGUCUUAGAGCUGAUUCCGGUAUAUGCAUCGACGAGACUCGUCUUUAACCUUUACCUUCUCCUUCCCAAGGCGAGGGGCCAUCGUCCGUUGUUUGAGUCAUUUCUACGGCCCCUGCUCGAUUCUCAAGAGAAGCCGAUCGAGAGCAUGCUU